AAUGAUGUUAGCAGGAAAACACACCGAGAGCGAUGAUGUGUAUUCCGAGCCCUUCAGUCGACUGGCUCCCGUGCAGACUGCAACACAACCGUUCUCAACAACAAGUGGCUCAGUUGGGCAGCCCAAAAGGAACUCUCAAACUCGCAAAGCUUAUCGUAAGGGAACAAAGGACAGAACCGAGAACGUUAACCGUGAACACUUUCAUUCACAGGCGGGAUGUUUACAUGACACUAUGGGGAACAGUUACAGUGAACCUGUUGAGAUAUAUAACCCUAGUUCUGGAUCAGUGACUGCGGGGGAGUUUACACCUGUCAAUUCGGGGUUACCCGAGCGUGACGUUACUCACGAACGUGAAAUUAUCUCAUAUGAUUUGGCAAAGUCUCCAGAACAGGUGCCACCGAAACAAGAGAUACAGCUAGGAGACUACACAGAACCACCUGAUAGAAAAAAGGACAGUGUUGGAGGCAUCCCUCGUCCCAAACCAGAGGAAUACUCGGACCCCUAUGAUGUGGACAAGCUACUUCACGCUGGAAGAAACCGGAAACAGGAAGUUCAGAAAUUAAGAUAUUCAGCACCUGCCAAGGGAACAGAGGAAAGUGUAUAUGAACUUGCUCAGGCUGCCCCAGAUACGAGUAAACAUAUUUCUUCAUCAAAGGGAAACAACCCUGUGAAUACCAAAAAAGUGCCAUUACACCGAGCACAAUCGGAAGGAUUGACUUAUGAUCAUGUGUUUAACAUAGCUGGAACAAGCUUUGAUUCAGGUGUUGACACUGGUGUGGAGACUACAUGUGAAAUUCCAGAAUCAGAACUGGAUGAUUAUGAUCAUUUAAGUACGUGGAAAGGUAGUAAUCCGUCCAGUCCGCUGAAGUCCCCUAAUCACACACACGGUCAAACUUUUGAAGUAGGUGAAGAAAAAGUAAAAAGUCCCAAAAUGAACACAGUAUCCAGUGCUUUUACUGCAAGAGGUGCAACUAGGUCCUCUCCAAAACAGUCUGCAGGUCGAGUAGAAGAGAUUUAUACCGGUGCAUACGAAGAACCAUGGGAUUCCAAGCAAAGUCAACAACAUUUUUCAAACAUUGUUGGGAAGGCAGAAAGCAAAUACCCAGAGAGUAAUGAUGAUAGAAUCAUUCCAGGAGUAGUUAUACAACCGAAAGUGAAACAGCCGGAGGUAUCUGUAUAUGAGGAUGCGUGGGACACAGAGGAAAAACAAAAACAGUUUGAAAACAGAGUAAAGGAAGCUUCAAGGAAGCAAAGUGAAGGGGUUUUACCGAAAAGUGAUGAAAGUGCUUCAUCAAGUGCAACUUAUGAUGAACCAUGGACAGACAUAAACUCUAUGCGAACAACACAACCACCAAAGUCAAUACCAGGACAACCGAAAAUGAGAGUGUCCUCUUCACCAAGCCCUGCUCAGCGACCUCCGCAAGGCCUGCCACCUUUGAAUAAUCCUGCUCAUCGACCACCUCAAAAUCUACCCGGUGCCUCAGGCUCUUCUGUUCCAGCUGAGUCUAACACAUAUGAGUCCCCAUGGGACACAAAGAAACGAGAACAGGAGCUGGAAGACAAAGUCCACAUGUUAAGACACAGUAGCCCUGUUAACCAAAGAACAGUAGUAGACUCACCUCCUCCACUGUCUCCAGGAUCUCCUCCCAACUUUUACCCUCCCCCACCCCCUGUGUCACAGACCUAUGAAGAAGCGUGGGAUAGGAAACGACCACACCUCCUUGCUAAAGCUCAAUCAGAGGGACACAGUAUCGCUUCUGGCCAGAUCAGAAUGCCAGAAGUUCCAGGGAGGGAACGUGCUGAGCCAAUAGACUCUGGCCUGCCAUUGGAUAUACAGAAAUUCUAUCAUGGCAGCAUUACAAGGAAAGAGGCAGAGGAGCUGAUGCGUAUACAUAAGGAGGGUAGUUACCUGGUGCGGCGCAGUGAAACACAGAAGAAUGUCUUCUCCCUUUCUAUAAAAGGUAUAAGGGGCAUGCCAAUGCAUAUAAGGAUUGGAUUAAGUAACGGAGAGUACAUCCUGGGAGAGAAUAGCCAGCCAUUCCCGACCGUUCCUGAGGUCAUAGACUACUACACCCGACAUGAACUCCCGGUACAGAACGCAGGCCGUCUUCGACUCCUCUAUCCCAUCAUGCGCAACAAACAUACAAACUAACUUUAAUAAGUUUUAAAAAGGAUUGGAUAUUAUACAUGUAAAUGUACGAUAUAUGUAAAAUGUUUCGCAAUUUGUACAUUAAUGACUGUAAAUGAUACUUUUUUUGUUUUUAAUCAGACAUUUGUGUACAUGUUACAUGAAUAGAGUUUGAAAUGGAAUUAUGUCUGUGAUUGGUUUAAGAGAGAGACACAUCCUGAACAGAGUUGUUUCACUGCACAUAGAUUGUCUUUCAUUACAAUACUUAUUGAUGUAUUUAAUACCUUGUAAUCAACAGAUUUUGGAUUAAAUUCCAUUCUCUGUUAAUCUCCUUUUACUUUGAUCAAAAUCUGUAAAAUACAAGUAAAAGCAUUGAGGGACCAUUUUAUAAUAACAGAAAACAGUACUUUUUUCGUGUCUUAAAAUCCUGUGUGCUGAGUUGAAAGAUUUAUGGUCCGAAGUACAUAACAGUUUUCAUAUUAUAGGCGGACAUUAUCUCCUCGUACUCUAUAAGUGAUGAUUAAGAUUCAACAUUUGUAAACCGGACUCAGAUGAUCCGAAAUAUAUGUACAGUGCUGGAAUAUUGAUAAUCUUGUUUAAAAAUCUACACAAUUUCAAUGUAGCUGUUGAUAUUAUAGAUACUUGUAGUUGUAUCGUUUUAAUUCUGUGUUCAGAUGCUGAGUCUGCUGUAUAGUGAGGUUAGUUUGAUAUGAACUAACAUUUUGAUGAUGUUACUAUCCAUGGAUAUGUAGAUGACAAUCAUUGUGUUGAUAGUGUAACCAAGGACAACCUGAACACUUAUCUCCCUUUUUACCCACCUGUUUGUGACAGUGUUUUCAUCACUGUAAAAAGUCUUUUUUUCGUGAUUUUACCAAAAGCAUGAAAGACAUGGUUUUCUCAAUUGAAUUAGAUUUCUCAGAAUUUUGAUUUUUAACAAUUUCAUGCAAUCUUUAAUAUGAAUGAAAAACAGAAGCCGUAAAAAAACCAACCACUUUUAUUAUAAUUUUCUCUCUCAAUCUUAUGUAUUAACAAUCACUAAGUUGUAAACAUUUGGAUUAAUACAAACAUAUUGGUUGAUAUUGUUCAUUUUUCUUAAAGUCCUUUUCUGAAAUACCACGAUGAUGUAAUUAAUUGAUGUUGAAGUUGAUGCAAAAUACAUUGUUAUCUAUGGAUAUUGAAACAUACAUGUACAUAAUCAUUAUAUGUAAUAUAUAUCAGAGGCAACCCAUAUUAAACAGAUAUGACUGUACAUACUAUUUAUCAAACUGUAUAUUGACUCCUAGUUUGUCACAUAUGUUGAAGACAAAUGAUGUUUUGAAUUUGAGGCUCUUAAGCCUGAUCAUGAGUAAGUUCUGUGAUAAUUUGCACUUGUUUCAAAUUUUCACAAGUGUGGGAGAGGCAACAAGAGUUAUUCCCCUUCGCCCUUAUCAUUGGGAAUGUUUUGUAUGUGUACAUCAAUCACUUGCUUUAAGUUCUAAUUAAAAAGCUUAGUUUGAGCUACAAUUAACAAUUUCAUCAAACACAUCCUAACUGUACCAUUAACAAAAUGGCUUUACUUCUUCAUGAAGAAAAAAAUCUAAAUGUUGGAAGCUUCAUUUUGAAAUCAAAGAUAAUUUACCAAAGAAAAAUACAACUUGUAAGAUUAUGUGAUUAGUAUGUACUUGUCCAUUUACUCAAACAAAAUAAGUAUAGAUGUUUUAGUUCUGUGUGUGAUUCUCCUUACAACAUAGAUGAAGUAGAGCCCAGUGAUAAUAUUACUUCUCCAGGUGUGGCUGAUUUCUUAUACAAGUUUAUAUUUACAUUAAAUCUGCUUGAAAGCAUUGAUUACUUUUUCAUUCAUACAAACAUAACAAAACUGGCAUAAUCAUAGUAUUUAGUGAUACACAACCACAUCACCUAGCUGUACCUGUCCUCUUAAACUGAUGUUACAAAGGACAUGACUGUAAGAAGUAAAAAGAAUUUUUUUUAAUAUCUUGUCCUGAAACUAUACUUCGGUAACAAUGUUUGAUAUUUUAGAAGAGAACAAGUGUAAACAUGCAUGUCUAUAGAUAUUACUAAAUACAUUAUUAUAUAUGGUAUGUUACACAAUGUAACAUUACUAUUACAAAGAUAUUUAUGCAAUCACUCUUAACUGGACUUGUUAUAUACACUUAAGUAUUUGAUAUUAUUUAAAUCUUUGCAAUAUUUCAGAUUCAUGUGUUCCUGUAUGAAAUAACAACACCUAAUAUGGUAUGCUGUACUGUAUACAUUUGUAAUUUGAUACUCUUUCAGUUAUUGAACAAAAGAAUGCAUUUUAUACAGUAUCUAUAUAAAACAUUAUUUAGUUACCUGAAUAUAGCAUAACUAUUAACAUUUGUGACACAACACUUUAAGAUACAGCUGUAUAGAUAUUAUGAUAUAUAAAACACACUUUUUUAAAAAGCUGUUUACAAUCUUAAAUGAACUUUUCUCUGUUUCUUGAUUCAUUCAACUGUUUCAAUUUGCUCAAAUCUGUCUAUACAAACUCUUUACAGCAGUGUCUUUUUUUCUUUGGUGUAUUUGUGUGUGGGUCCUGAGCAGAAUGUAUGUGCUCUUGAAGUGUCCUACAUCUAGGUAGAUAUAACAUAUGUAAGUUUUGUUGAAUAUCUGUAUAUGCUGGUGCUAAGCCUGUUAUUUUUCAGAAGGUGCUGUCUGUAUUUAUGCUUGUAUGAUUUCUGUGAUAAUGGAUAUAAGUUUUUGCAAAGUUAGAAUAUCUAAACUUUAUCAUUUAAACUGAUGGAUAUUGGGACAGACACAUCUCUUGUAGUGGGACAGGGAGAUUAGUGAUGGAUAGUGGGACUGACUGAUUUUGUGGUUGGACACCAAGAGUAGUGAUGCUGGAUAAUGGGACAGACUGAUUUUGUGGUUGGACACCAACAGUAGUGAUGCUGGAUAAUGGGACAGACUGAUUUUGUGGUUGGACACCAAGAGUAGUGAUGCUGGAUAAUGAGACAGACUGAUUUUGUGGUUGGACACCAAGAGUAGUGAUGCUUGAUAAUGAGACAGACUGAUUUUGUGGUUGGACACCAAGAGUAGUAUGCUGGAUAAUGAGACAGACACAUCUCUUGUAGUGGGACAGGGAGAUUAGUGAUGGCUGGAUAAUGGGACAGACUGAUUUUGUGGUUGGACACCAACAGUAGUGAUGCUGGAUAAU
This is a messenger RNA of Ylistrum balloti, 5300 nucleotides long. RefSeq lists its product as uncharacterized. The record is from RefSeq and is a predicted model, not a curated record. The transcript has 6 exons. Gene Ontology annotation, molecular function: phosphotyrosine residue binding. NCBI's taxonomy places the organism in Eukaryota, Metazoa, Mollusca, Bivalvia, Pectinida, Pectinidae. The coding region runs from base 2 to 2152 and encodes 716 amino acids.